CCUCUGGCCUCUGCAUUUUUCUGCACUAUCACACAGUCAUUCAUUUCGUCUCCAUUGGACUCUCACGCUGCUUUCCUCCCGUGGCAGUGGCAGUUUGUACCAUGUUUGCGUGCAGAGCAUCCUGGCAGAGGUGUGGUGGAUCUCUGGCACGACUGUCCAUCAACCGUGCUCACCUCUACAGAGAUGUCGUUCCACGGAGGCUCAUGUCUUCAGUUCCUGGUGGCUCAGGUGAUAAUAUCCUGUACGCCAUCCUCUGUGGUGGAGCCUUCGCCGGUUCCUUGACAUAUGUUUACAAAACAGUUGUAACGGACAAAGAACGCUUUGCUGAUCGUAUUUCUGAAAUUAGUGCUCGUCCCAAGUCUGAAUGGACACCCAAACCAUGGCCGCCCAAGAGUGGGGAGGAUGGUGAUGAAGAAGCCGGUGCAGAGGAAGGAGAGGUGGCAGAAAGCGUAGAGAGCGCAGCCGAGGAGGAUGUAGCUGCUGAAGCACCUGAGGUCUUGCUGGAAACAGCCAAGGCCACUGGAGAGGAGACGGGAACCCUAGAGACCGUUGUGGAGGAGGUUGCCGAGAUGGUCGCAGAGACUGCAGAAGUGGUUGCUGAGGUGGCCGGGGUUGUUGCCGAGACGGCAGAGGAGGUGGCAGCGGUGGCAGAGGAAGUGCAGAAGGUUGCAGAGGAAGUAGAGGCAGCAGCUGAGGCUGUUGUUACUCCGGUCGUCCAAGGUGAAGAGACGGUGUCAGAGAGCAACGUGGCCCCGUCAGAGUCGCCCAGCCCAGUAGAUGCAGAAACAGAGCUGGCUGCUGCUUCUGUGGUCGAUGCUCUUCCUGUGGUGUCUCUGGCUGUGGAAGACGUACCAGUUGAAGCUGUACCAGAGCAGCCCACGGAGGUGGCUUCAACAGAUAAAGUGGAAAGUGAACCAAUAAUAGAGCUGACACCCAUUGCUCCAGUGACAGAAGAAGCACCAGUUUCACCAGUUGUUGAGGAUCCACCUGUGACUGUAGUGGUAGAAGAGGCUCCAGUAGCAGAGGAGACGCCAGUUGAUUCACCAGUAGCAGAGGUAUUUGUUGCUGCAGUGGCCGAAGAAACACCAGUUUCCCCAGUUGUAGAGGAGCCAACUGUUACUCUAGUGGUAGAAGAGGCUCCAGUAGCAGAGGAGACGCCAGUUGAUUCACCAGUAGUAGACGUGUCUGUUGCUCCAGUGACAGAAGAAGCACCAGUUUCCCCAGUUGUUGAGGUUCCAACUGUUACUGUAGUGGUAGAAGAGGCUCCAGGAGCAGAGGAGACACCAGUUGAUUCACCAGUAGCAGAAGUAUUUGUUGCUGCUGUGGCCGAAGAAGCACCAGUUUCCCCAGUUGUUGAGGAGCCAACUGUUACUCUAGUGGUAGAAGAGGCUCCAGUAGCAGAGGAGACACCAGUUGAUUCACCAGUAUCCUCAGAAAAAGCAUCUGAUGUCCCUGUGACAGAAGAGGCCCCGGUAGUUGAAUUGGUACAAGAGAUGCAUGUAGCACCUGUUCCAGAAGAGGUGCCAGUUUUCUUGGUAACUGGAGAACCUGAGGAAACACCUGCAGCCACAGUAGCAGAUGAGGGUGCUCCAGUAGUCGUCCUAGAAGCACAAGAAGGUGAGGAAGUGAAGGCAGCAGCUUGUUCAGAGGUGAUUGCAGAAAGACAUGUUGUUGAGGAAGAAGCAGCAAGUCCGGUUGUGGAUGUUACAGAAAAAAUGGCUGAACCAGAUGUUGUGAGCACAGUGGUGGCAGAAGAGGUUUCUCCAGCUGAAACAUCGAGUGCACCUGAAGCUUUGGAAGACCCCAAACGAGAAUUCAUUGUGGUUGUCUUGGAGGGAGGUCCCAAAACAGAAAAGAAGCCAAUGGUGCUUGGUGUGUCCCCCAUGACUGGCAGAAUUAUCCCACCCCCUGAUGAUGGUGAAGAGCCAUCGGGUCAGGUAACAGGGCAAGCGCCAUUUGCUUAAAGUGCAGAUGUAUUAGCAGCAACUAAAAAAGUUUAUUAGUGUCAGAUGUCCUGGGAUAGUAAACCAAUUCCCUGAUAAAGAAUUAGUGAUGUGCCUUCCCUAUUGCCUGCGUCCACAUUGAGCCCACCAACAAUCUGACCCUCUGGAUUUCAAUAAUCCUAACACCGGAUACAGAAUGCUGAUCCUUCCCACUCUGCUCUAAGUACACCUCUCUUUCCACGGAAGCGUGGUUACUUGGUUACAUGUGAACAUUCACUCCUCUCUGAUAUGAGAGAUACAGGUUUCUUGACAAUUAUAAUAUGCAUGAAAUGCUGUGACCAAUCUUUUUAGGCUUUAUAAAUGGAUUUAUAGUCUUUAAGUCAACUGCACAUUGAAGCAUAGCCUACUAUAGUUAAUCCUACCUCAAACCUCACAUUAGUAGGAAUUGCAGUGUCAAUAGUUACUGUACCAGCAAUGAUACAAAUUUGCCACAAACACUGCCAUACCUGCAUGCUGGCCACCAGUUUUCUGGUUAAACUUCAGGUUGUCCUCCUAUCUAUGCUAUUUUUACAUUUCCAAUAUUUAUGAACUUACACUAAAUUUGAUUUGUACCCUUCUACCUCAGCUUAAAAUGACAGUGUUAUUUUUACACAUUAACAGUAACCAUGCAGUAUUGGUAACCGGCUUGCAUUUAAAAUGUGAUAUGACUAGGUCCAAAAACAACUGACAAACGAAUUUUAUUUAUCAAAAUAAUCAAUAAAAUAUUAUGCCAUGCCAAGUCAGAAUUUCAUAAUUAAUUUCUAAAGGCCAAAAGGCUAAAUACACUGCUGCAUCCUUUCUUUGUUUUCCUCAUCUCUCUUAGUUUGUUGUAUUGAUCCAUGAGUCAGUUAGUCAUCAUCAUCAUCAUCAUCAUCAUCAAACCAAUGAUUAUAAAACAUGUUGCUUAACAAGUGCAUAAAGUACUUUCCUUGUGUCAAAGGCAAUGUCUCCAAACCUGUUAUGCAAAAGUUACGAUUUCUACGAUACCUUCAGCAUCAUAUUUGAUUCUUAUUUGAUUUUAUUAUAUGCUAUUCUCCUCUCAUUCAAACUUUAGACUGAUAUUAGACAUACUAAAUUGAUUCACAAGGGAAAUUAAGAUCAGAUAAAUACUCAGAAAGAUACUUAACAAUUGACCUAACAGUUUUGUCUUUUAUUUCUUUAGACUUUUGAAAAGGGACCUUGAGUAUUAUGAGUAUUACAACUUAAUAAUGUGAAUGCGAGGGAAUAAUGUGAAGUAUGUUUCCGUAUCAAAACGGGUUUGUUCACAGUUUCUUUUGUCUGUUUUAAUUGUUAGGGAUGUAAUAUUCUUGUGCCGUUUUGAAGUUUCACUUUCACUGUAGGCCCUGAACUGGCGUUUUUAAACUGUGAAUGUACUGUACAUCAAAGAAAAUAAAGAGUUUAAACACA
Pimephales promelas (fathead minnow) is the source of this 3389-nucleotide messenger RNA. Lineage: Eukaryota; Metazoa; Chordata; Actinopteri; Cypriniformes; Leuciscidae. The record is from RefSeq and is a predicted model, not a curated record.